Suricata suricatta (meerkat) is the source of this 2424-nucleotide messenger RNA. RefSeq names its product disks large homolog 5-like. NCBI's taxonomy places the organism in Eukaryota, Metazoa, Chordata, Mammalia, Carnivora, Herpestidae. Gene Ontology annotation, molecular function: protein binding. The record is from RefSeq and is a predicted model, not a curated record.
AUGGCCCGAGAGGGGAACGAGCUGCGGAAGCGCCUGGCCUUUGCCACUGACGAUAUCAGUCCUGUGUAGAGACCAUUUGCCGGGCUGAAUCCCAACUACGAGAGGCUGCAGAUGCACUGUGGGCGGGUCGUGUCGGACUUUCAGAUCCUGAAGCAGCAGCACACCAACGCAUUAAAGAGGUGCGAGGAGGCAGCCAAGGAGUCCGACUACUACCACACACUCCAUAGCCGGCUCCUGAGCGAGCAGACCCAGCUGAAGGACGGCGUGGACGUGCUGAGGCGGGAGAACGGACAGCUGUUGUGGGAGUGUAACCUGCUGCAGCAGCGGUGGGAGCAUGUGACACGGCUCCAUGAGGAGGACCAGAAGGAGACUGGUGACCUUCGGGCCCAACAGCAGCAGGUAUGGAAGCACAAUGGGUCAUCAGAAAUUGUUGAGAUGUUCGACACGGCCACGGACCAGCUGGAGGUGGUCAGGAAGGACCACGAUGCCCUGCGGGAGAGGUACAGUGAGGACGUUGCCAUCCACACCUCCGACUUGAGCCGCCUGGAGCAGCUGGAGGAGGAGAACCAGUGCCUGCUCAAGCAGACGGAGAUGCUGACUCAGCAGUGGGACACCGCCAUCCAGCUGCAGCGCCAGGGCGCCCUCUCCCUGAGGAGGUGUGAGGACAUCCAACAAGAGCUGAACAAGGCCACGGCCCAGAACAACGGCCUGCAGUGGGAGAUGGAGCUGCUGCAGUCGGAGUUGACCGAGCUGAGGACCAUCCAGUUAAAAACGGCCAAGGAGUCUGAGAAGUACAAGGAGGAGCGUGAUGUCAUGUAUAGAGACUAUAAGGUCAUCAAGAGCCACCGCGACCAGGUCCUCUCUGAGCUGGACAGACUGGACAAGCUGCAGACCGAAGUGGAGCUGGCUGAGUCCAAGCUCAAGAGCAGCACGUCUGAGAAGAAGGCGGCCAGCGAGGAGAUGGAGGCACUGUGACAGGUGGGGUCUCCGUGUGGUGGGGGAGACGGCUCACAGGCAUUCGAAGACACCAGGAGCAUAAGUGAGAAGAGCCGCCAUGUGUCUGUAGCCCCUUCUUGCUGGGGACUAGUGCAGGGUCUCUCCCGGGAACAGCUGCUGUGGGCAGAGCAGACAGUGGCAGAGGACUGGCCACACCUGCAGAGCGAGGUCGGCAGUCGGGACAUGCGUGGCAAGACGGUGGAGGAGGUCUACGUGGAGAUGCUGAAGCCCAAGGAGGAUGUCCGUCUCAAGGUGCAGAACCGCCCUGAGGAGUUCACCAAGGUCAAGGGCCUGCCUGGUGACAGCUUCUACAUCAGGGCCCUGUACGACCGGCUGGCAGAGGUGGAGCACGAGCUGAGCUUUAAGAAAGAUGACAUCCUCUACGUUGAUGACACUUUGCCUCAGGGCACAUUUGGGUCCUGGAUGGCCUGGCAGCUUGACGAGAACGCCCAGAAGAUCCAGCGAGGGCAGAUCCCCAGCAAAUACCUGAUGGGCUAGAAAUUCUCCAGGAGACUCAGCAAGACUGAAGUCAAAGACGACACCACCACCACCACAAGGAAGCCGUCGGCAGCUGCUUGCAGAUCCUUCUUCCAAAGGAAACAUAAGCACAAACGCAGCGGGUCCAAAGAUGGGAAGGACCUCCAGGCUUUGGACACCUUCUCCAGGACUCAACUGCACCCUUUGAAGGCAAAUUCCAUGAGCCUUGCCUAUCAGCGGGUCCAGAAGGUAGACUGCACCUCCCUGAGGCCCGUUCCAAUUCUGGGGCCUUUACUGGACGUGGUGAAGGAAAUGCUGGUGAACAAGACACCCGGAAAGUUCUGCAGAUGCCCCUUUGAGGUGAUGAAGGCCUCCCAGCAGGCCAUCGAGCGGGGCGUCAAAGACUGCCUGUUGGUCGACUACAAGCGGAGGAGUGGCCAUUUUGACGUGACCACAGUGGCUUCCAUCAGGGAGAUCGCAGAAAAGAACCGGCACUGUCUGCUGGACAUCGCCCCCCAUGCCAUUGAGCGGCUGCACCACAUGCAGAUCUAUCUCACUGUCCUCUUCAUCCAGUACAAGAGCCCCAAACACAUUAAGGAGCAGAAAGACCCCAUCUCCCAGGACAAGGUGACACGGUAGCAUUCCAAAGAGCAGUUCGAGACGGCUCAGAAGAUUGAGCAGGAGUACAGUAGAUACUUCGCAGGGGUCGUCCAGGGAGGAGCCCCGUCGAGCAUUUGCACUCAGAUCUUGGCGAUGGUCCAUCGAGAACAAAACAGAGUCCUGUGGAUCCCAGCCUGCCCGCUGCCCUACUACAGGCUGACUCGCCACUAUGAGAGGCUGCAGAUGCACUGUGGGCGGGUCGUGUCGGACCUUCAGAGCCUGCAGAAGCAGCACAGCCACGCCUUAAAGAGGAUCGAGGAGGCAGCCAAGGAGUCCGACUACUACCAGUGA